Messenger RNA from Penicillium canariense, 2772 nucleotides. RefSeq lists its product as uncharacterized. The transcript is spliced from 6 exons. Gene Ontology annotation, molecular function: zinc ion binding; DNA-binding transcription factor activity, RNA polymerase II-specific; DNA binding. Gene Ontology annotation, biological process: DNA-templated transcription; regulation of DNA-templated transcription. NCBI's taxonomy places the organism in Eukaryota, Fungi, Ascomycota, Eurotiomycetes, Eurotiales, Aspergillaceae. The coding region runs from base 1 to 2772 and encodes 923 amino acids. The record is from RefSeq and is a predicted model, not a curated record.
AUGUGCCCGUCCGUCCCGGAAUUGGAAGGACGAGGCAAAUUCUGCUUCACCAGAAAGUCAAAUCAGGUCCCCUGGGCAUCUCAGCGACGGGGGGCUUCUCCGGACCUUGACCAGGAUGAUGCCUUUGCCGAAGCAGACCGUGGGAAGGCCAAGGGGAUAUACAUGGUUCCCAGCACAGCUCCAGGACGAAGGCAUGCUUUCUUCACGGCUCACACCUCGUUUCCUGCCUUGGCAGGGCUCGCAGCAACAAAGCCAAAACUACCAGCAUGGAUGAUCUUGCAACUUGAUCGCAAUCCUCAGCGUGUGGCGCCCUGGAGGAGUUAUAACUCCCGGCCGCUGUGGCAAAAGAGGGCGGAUUUUCGAACCGCCAAUACUAUAGCACCGCAUUUCCUAGCCCCAACACUACUUUUCGCUACGCUACAGAAACCGACCCCAGCGUACUUUCUCCCGCAGUUCCCCCCUAGAGAGGCUCGGAACGCUGUAGAAUUCGUGAGGGCGGAGCUCGCGGUCUUUCCCUUUCCCACGCAGCCCAGUCUGUUCCCGUCUCGGACGAUGGAGGACGACUUCCCGCCUCCAUGCCUCCCCGAGGAAGCAGAGUGUUUCGAGCAGGAUUCAGGAAUUCCGCAGACGGCCCCGCUCGCCUACGACGAUCUGAUCCUUGGACACUCGCAGCCACCUCCCGAGCUUCCCGACCCCAUUCCCGGCACUGACCUGGGCUUGAUGCCUAACCCCGACCGGUCUUUGAACCAGAAAGUCCCGAUCCCCCGGUCUGUACACUCCACCCAAUCGAUGGCGAGUGGUCGUGUUAGCAAGGCCUGUGAGCAUUGCCGCGACAAAAAGGCCAAAUGCAGUGGGCACCGUCCAGCUUGUCAGCGGUGCCAGGCUGCGGGGACCCCGUGCUCCUAUGGCGAUCGGAAGCGAGAACGGAUCCUCAAGGAAUUCCAGAGUCUGACUACGCAGGUUCAACAUUACCAAGGCUUGCUGCGCGACUUGUAUCCACAGCUGAAUGCCUCGCCGGCGCGCCGCUUUGAUCAAACGCUGGGCCAAUUAGUCAGAGCUCCUGAAAAUCUGGAAUCUCAUGCCUGGAUAGCCGCCGCACACCAUAUUGAGGAGGACUUCAACCAUGAUGAGGCCUCCCAGGCGAUGGGCUUCGUGGGGGAGCACUCGGCGAUCACCUGGCUAUAUAGACUCAAACGCGAUCUUGACCAAGAUGAUACGCCCAUCGGAGACCCCCUCGAUCGACCCUCGAUUUCAUCGAUCAACUACUUUCAGGACACUACGCAGAUCGCGGGCCCUGACGACGCCGACGUCGAUUUUCUAGCCCGACCUCCCCAACCGAUUGCGAAUAAACUGAUCGAAGAUUACUUCCAAGCCGUGCAUCCCGAGUUCCCAAUCAUUGGCAAGGAAACGUUCCUAGGCCAAUACCGUUCCUUCUACGCGAAUCCCACCCAACGACCCGGGAGGCGGUGGGUGGCCGUGCUAAACCUAGUAUUUGCCAUCGCGACGCGGCGUGCACACCUAGCCCAGAGCUCCUCCGAGCAGGGAGCCUAUAAUCAUACGGAGUACUUUAUGCGAGCGUGGCGGUUAAGCAUGGGUGAUGCCGCGUUGCUCGACCAUCCCAAUCUACAGCAGGUGCAGGUAGAAGGCUUAGCUGCCUUCUAUCUGCUGUCUACCGGCCAAAUUAACCGGUCCUGGCGGAUGAUCGGGAUCGCGAUCCGGUCAGCCAUAGCAAUGGGCCUCAAUUUUCGGAUUGAGGGUGAUGUGGUCUCUCAUUUCUCAAAAGAGAUUCGGUACCGUGUGUGGUGGGCAUUGUUCAUGCUCGAUGCUGGGCUUUGUGUGUUGACGGGCCGACCACCCACCACCGACGAGACUUUCCGCAGCACCCCUCUUCCACUCCCCUAUCCGGAGGAAGAUCUCAACAAGGAAGAGGUUGCACAGCUGAUCACCGACCACAUGGCCCGAAAUGCACUUUUGGCGUCCUUGCUCUCUUGUAAUCCCCCAACCCCUCAGCCUCUCGAUGCCUCGACCGAACACACUCACUUAGAAAACCGUGACUUGAGUGAUGAGACCGAAAAGCGCCUCUCUGUGAUAGGGAACACCCCAGCGCCGAACAUCUCCCUGUACUUCUUAUUCACAGUGGACUUGACGGUUCUUCUUCGGGAAGCGAUCGAAAUCCUAUAUGCACCUCGGGCGGCACAGCGGUCAUGGGAGGAGACUGAGAUAGCAAUCUUUACCUUUAACACUAAUACCGACGAGUGGUUCGCCCGUCUUCCAAAAGAAUUCCGCUUUGGAACCCCGGACACCACCCGAUCCUUCAUCCGUCAACGCACCAGUCUAGGCUUCCGCUUUUAUACCACCAAACUAGUCAUCUCCCAGCCCUGCCUCCGCCGUCUCGCCUGCCAACCACACGCUACAAUCUCCUCGAGCGUAUGCGAUACCAUGGCGUCUACCUGCGUGCAAGUCGCGGGCCGGAUGUUAGAUCUGCUUCCCGACGAGGCGGACACGGACUGGCUCUACGGGGCUUCGCCCUGGUGGUGUGUCCUGCAUUAUGUGAUGCAGUCCACUACCAUCCUCCUAAUUGAGCUGUUCGCUCGAUUAAAGCCGGGAUCCACCGAGGCUGCCGGUCUUACAGAGAAGGUCCGAAAGGCCAUCCGCUGGCUGCGUGCAAUGUCGGCCAACGACCCUUCCUCUGAGCGAGCCUGGCUUGUCUGUGUGGAUAUCCUCACCCGGCAUGGGUCAAAGUUAUCACCGGAGAUCGAGGUCGCGAAUUGA